Messenger RNA from Oncorhynchus nerka (sockeye salmon), 1195 nucleotides. Its product is annotated as beta/gamma crystallin domain-containing protein 1-like. The transcript is spliced from 6 exons. Gene Ontology annotation, molecular function: structural constituent of eye lens. The coding region runs from base 59 to 1195 and encodes 378 amino acids. Gene Ontology annotation, biological process: visual perception; lens development in camera-type eye. The record is from RefSeq and is a predicted model, not a curated record. NCBI's taxonomy places the organism in Eukaryota, Metazoa, Chordata, Actinopteri, Salmoniformes, Salmonidae.
GGUUAAACCAGGUAGGAAGUCAGUUCAGGAGCAGCAAACAGCAGCACAGUGAGCAAAUAUGUCCAACACCAGCAUGAACAUGGGCAGGGCCACCUUCUAUGAGGACAGGAACUUCCAGGGCCGCUCUUAUGAGUGCAGCUCCGACUGCCCUGACAUGUCCUCCUACAUGAGCAGGUGCCAAUCCUGCAGGGUUCAGAGCGGCUGCUUCAUGGUGUACGAGCGCCCCAACUAUAUGGGAAACCAGUACUUCAUGAGGAGGGGAGAGUACUCAGACUAUCAGAGUAUGAUGGGAAUGAGCGAUGGUAUCAGGUCCUGCCGCAUGAUCCCCAUGCACCGUGGAAACUUCAGGAUGAGGAUCUACGAGAGGGAGAACUUCGGAGGUCAGAUGCACGAGAUGAUGGACGACUGUGACUCCAUCCAGGAGCGUUACCGCAUGUCCGACUGCCAGUCCUGCAACGUGAUGGACGGCCACUGGCUGAUGUACGAGCAGCCCCACUUCAGAGGAAGGAUGAUGUACAUGAGGCCUGGAGAGUACAGGAGCUUCAGGGAUAUGGGCAUGGGAAUGGGAGGCAUGAGCGGUGGCAUGAGGUUCAUGAGCAUGAGGCGUAUCAUGGAUAACAUGACUAUAAUGACCACCACCGGCAUGAACAUGGGAAGAGCCACCUUCUACGAGGACAGGAACUUCCAGGGCCGCUCUUAUGAGUGCGGCUCCGACUGCCCUGACAUGUCCUCCUACAUGAGCAGGUGCCAAUCCUGCAGGGUUCAGAGCGGCUGCUUCAUGGUGUACGAGCGCCCCAACUAUAUGGGAAACCAGUACUUCAUGAGGAGGGGAGAGUACUCAGACUACCAGAGUAUGAUGGGAAUGAGCGAUGGUAUCAGGUCCUGUCGCAUGAUCCCCAUGCACCGUGGAAACUUCAGGAUGAGGAUCUACGAGAGGGAGAACUUCGGAGGUCAGAUGCACGAGAUGAUGGACGACUGUGACUCCAUCCAGGAGCGUUACCGCAUGUCCGACUGCCAGUCCUGCAACGUGAUGGACGGCCACUGGCUGAUGUACGAGCAGCCCCACUUCAGAGGAAGGAUGAUGUACAUGAGGCCUGGAGAGUACAGGAGCUUCAGGGAUAUGGGCAUGGGAAUGGGAGGCAUGAGCGGUGGCAUGAAGUUCAUGAGCAUGAGGCGUAUCACUGAUAUGUGCUAG